AUGCUACCUUCUAAGAAUCCAAUACUUGGUGUUCCCUCGCAGAUUCUCAAUGAUGAGACUGAAGAGUCUUGCCUCCAUUCCUUCAUCAAGAUUCCUCGAGAGAAUCCUUGUCCUUUAGCAAAUCCCCCUCAGCAAGCUCUUUUUCUUCAACUCACUGUCGAAGAUCUGGGGCUUUGCCUUCCAACCAACUCACUUUUCUUUCAGCUAACAUCUCAGUCAGUCGAAACUGCUUCUCGUACUGCCCUUGUUCUCACUCUAAACAAAAGUCGUAUUUCUGCUUGCUAUAGAGAUUCGCUCGUCAGCGAGGGUGAAUUUACAGAGUUUUGCCUCCGUUUUGAUGAUGAUUUUAACGUUGGUUCUGACGAUUGGCAACCAGACAAAAAACGCUUUCGCAUUGAAGCCAACGGAGUUGAGCAUACUGUGAUAAUGAAUGCUUGUUUAGUGCCAAAUGGAUUCUUUCGUAUUUGUUGGCGUCAGCCCGAAGUUCCUAAGCUCACCGGGCGCGCUCGCUGGUUUUUGUCCGUGCACUGGCAAAUGUGCGGUUUGGAUGUACAUCUUGAUGAUAACAUCGGCCGCAGACUUAAGGCAUUAUCUUCUACUCUCACCAGCAUGGCCACAUAUGAGGAACUCGGACGUCCUAUACAGCAUCCAGGCAAUGAUAAGAUUGAAGUGGAAGUAAGACAGUCCAAUGCACCAGAAUUUCUUGAUGAUGAGGGAAUCGAUUUUGCAAGUUGUGCCUCGAUAAUAUCCUCUGGUCCUGCACCUCCUCCAACUAAAAGUAAUUGUACUAUUAAAGGAAUAAGACUGUCAAGUCAAGAUGAACAAGUGUAA
Protopolystoma xenopodis is the source of this 831-nucleotide messenger RNA. The record is from the annotation of a GenBank genome assembly. Lineage: Eukaryota; Metazoa; Platyhelminthes; Monogenea; Polystomatidea; Polystomatidae.